AAUUCUAUCUGACUAGUGUCUCUCAUUAAGCUAUAUAGGUUUUGAAAAGCCAGCGCCCAAAGGUGCUUGAUUUAAGCCGGUCAACGUCUGGUAGAGUAGAAAGCUAUAGCCUUACUGAAAAAAGGCCCAGUUUGCUCAGAAAGUUUUCAGUCUUGCUUUUGCGCUUCUUCAUUGGAUUGAGUGUGUGGUAGCCGCUUCUGACCGAACCGCUCUUUUUCUUUCUGGCAUGAACUUUUGUUUGUCCUUUUUCAAGGAAGCGCAAUUGUGUUAGUGUUCCGGGUCCAAACAAAAGAAGAAUUGGAUCCUGGCUGGCGUCGAGAGAGAUUUGAGAUUCCGUAAGUAACCUAGUGCAUGUGCCUUUUUGGAAAAUGAAAUAAAAUAGGAACAAUCCCAAGAAAACAAGCAUGCCCCGGUAUUUUCUACGCUUUCUUUCUUUCUUUGCAUCAAUUUGUGGCGUACGUUUUCUAGGAUCAGAAGGAACCGCUAUAAUCACCAGCGGUCAAAAUCUAGUGCUUUUUGCAAUACUGAUUUUAUGCAGCAGCUUUCUCUUUGGUCGUUAUGCUGUACUUUUGAAAAAGAAGUACGGCUUUCGCCUUGUCUUUGUUAUGUAUCUAUCCUUGCUAUUUGCCAUCUCUUUCUUUUGCUAUUUUAUCCGAAUCUAUUUGAAUUCUCAUGUAGGUGAGCUUUUGCCCUAUUUCUUCCCUCUCAUCUUUACUGUAGGGGGAGGGCAAGCGCUUCCGGGGCCUUCUAAUGCUGGUCCGUCUAAUGUGGGUCAGCCUGACUCGCUGUACGGAUCCUUUCCGUCCGUACCUAGGGAUUUAUCCCCCAUUCCUAGUGAUGCGUCGGUCCCCUCUAUCCCUUCCAUACCGUCGUAUGAUGGUAAUGAGAGGGAACAGUCAGUUGAACAGCCGGCGCCGGAGGAAACCCUCGAAAGGACCCCGGAAUACAAAGCCGCGGAACGCAAGUUGAAUCAAUUUGCGGAGAAUAAGACGCGGCUAAUUACCUAUUCUGCCACUCUACUGACCGCGCGCAAUGAGCCUCUCCCGGAUGAUCCGCACGAUAUCAAUCGUGCGAUUGACGUUAUGCUCGCGGAGGCCGAAUUUUUAGGGAUAGAUGAGACUAAUCAGAAGCUCGCUUCCCUUCGGAGGUCCUUCCAAAACCCCCACAGCGAAGAUUGGGGGGAGUUUCUCCAGGAGCUAGAUAGAAUUCAAGGUAAAGACAGAGGGCGCGGAUAA
Molecule: messenger RNA, 1235 nt
Organism: Quercus lobata
Lineage: Eukaryota; Viridiplantae; Streptophyta; Magnoliopsida; Fagales; Fagaceae
Exons: 1
Coding region: 405-1235 (276 amino acids)
Source: RefSeq, a predicted model, not a curated record